Mesoplodon densirostris (Blainville's beaked whale) is the source of this 2768-nucleotide messenger RNA. RefSeq names its product H1.2 linker histone, cluster member (gene H1-2). Gene Ontology annotation, cellular component: nucleus; nucleosome. Gene Ontology annotation, biological process: nucleosome assembly; negative regulation of DNA recombination; chromosome condensation. Lineage: Eukaryota; Metazoa; Chordata; Mammalia; Artiodactyla; Ziphiidae. The transcript has a single exon. Bases 37 to 678 code for a protein of 213 amino acids. Gene Ontology annotation, molecular function: structural constituent of chromatin; nucleosomal DNA binding; double-stranded DNA binding. The record is from RefSeq and is a predicted model, not a curated record.
CACUUGUACCCGAGUCCUAGAUCUUCAGCACUCAGCAUGUCGGAGACCGCUCCUGCCGCUCCCACCGCCGCGCCUCCUGCGGAGAAGACCCCGGUUAAGAAAAAGGCGGCCAAGAAGCCGGCCGGGGCGCGCCGGAAGGCGUCUGGGCCGCCGGUGUCCGAGCUUAUCACGAAGGCUGUCGCCGCUUCCAAAGAGCGCAGCGGUGUGUCUCUGGCUGCGCUCAAGAAGGCGCUGGCGGCCGCGGGCUACGAUGUGGAGAAGAAUAAUAGCCGCAUCAAACUGGGUCUUAGGAGCCUGGUGAGUAAGGGCACUCUGGUGCAAACCAAGGGCACCGGUGCUUCCGGCUCCUUUAAGCUCAACAGGAAGGGGGCCACUGGGGAGGCCAAGCCCAAGGCUAAGAAGGCAGGUGUGACCAAGCCCAAGAAGGCUGCGGGGGCAGCUAAGAAGCCCAAGAAAGCCACGGGUGCGGCCACCCCGAAAAAAAGCGCCAAGAAGACCCCGAAGAAGGCGAAGAAGCCAGCCGCAGCUACUGUGACCAAGAAAGUUGCCAAGAGUCCAAGGAAAGCUAAAGCUGCUAAACCUAAGAAGGCCGCCAAGAGCGCAGCGAAGGCAGUGAAGACCAAAGCCGCCAAGCCUAAGGUUGCCAAGCCCAAGAAGGCUGCACCCAAAAAGAAGUAGGUUGUUAAUCGUCUGCUUCUAAAACCCAAAAAGGCUCUUUUCAGAGCCACUACUGAUCUCAAAAAAAAGACCUGUAUACUCCUUCCGUACUUGCUAUUUCUGUAUACCUAUAUCACUUUUCGCUAUUUAAUCUAGAUCAAGGUUGCGCAGGAGUCGUUGCAGAAGGCUGCUCACGCUACCCUAAGAUGGGCAGCGAGGGCUUGGGAGGGUGACUGCUGUGGGGUUGCAGGGCAUAGAACCAUCCCUGUGGGUUGCUCCUUGCUCUGCGGUGCUUUUGGUUAGUCUCCUGGUCAGCAAUUACAAGCGCUGUCCGGAGACUUGCGUACUUGGGCUAUCUGCCUGCCCCGCUCCACUCCUGUGAACAGCAAAUACAACCACAAAGAAAUCCAGCCAGUUUCUUAGUCUUAACGGGAUACUCCGAUUAAGCUAAGAACUCAUUCAAAAGUCCCGCCCUGCUCGCGGGUUGGCUCACUUCUCCAGCCUGUGAUUUUCACCAUGUAUUUAAUUGGAUGGUGGCCGGCCUCCAUCCUUAGUCUCCAAUGUUUGUUUUCUUUCCGUUGGGUUAGCACUAUUCGCUUGAUACAGAAAUGUAUCUGGUAUUUCGGACAUUUUCCAUGUUUCGAAAGUCAAGUUGCUGGCUCUCGGGGGCGUUGGUAUCAUCCGAUCCUGGGAGGAGGGUGGGUGCAGACGCUCUUGCCUUGCAUUCUUUUGUUAAUUCCUGUGGGCUGUGGCAGCAAAGGAACAUUUGAAAAACUACUACAGCGGUGGCAAUGACUCUUCCACCCAGGGCAAGGCUGGACCAGGGAUCUUUCUGUUCCUCGCAUCGUGUAACUUUCAACAAAUGUGUGAUGGAUUUGAGUGUAUGAAAAACAACUUUUAGUCGGCCAUUUUGUCCUGGCUGGCCAGUCAAGGAUUCUCAUUUUAGGUGGGCUUUAACAUCUAAAAAUCGAAGAUGCUUUAAACGCACUUUUGUGCAAUCCAAAAUUUUCUACGCGAAGGAGAAAAAAUAUAUUGGUAAAGUUUUGGAAAUUGUGUGUGUAUUGGGGGGGGGAGGUGAUGUCUCUAAUAAAGGGCUUUAGUUUUCAUUAACAGCAUUAUAUGUGGAUUCUUUCAUAUUCAUGGCAUUUCUCCUGGGUAGAGAAAGUCCAGCAUCCUAUUUCUAUUCUGGUGGGCAGAGAAUUUCUCAAGGCAAUUUCCAGGGUCAGGGGCUUCUGCAGACCUGCAGCUCAGUUCUUCAACCAUUGGCACAAGGACGAAUCUGUGAGUUGAGUUAUUUCCUGCAUUAGCGGUAGUGGCCAUGGAGUGCAUUCCUCGUCUUAGUCACUGUGUAGGAGAAACCAAGAGAUCUAGUGGAUAAAAAGAGUAGAAUGGAGCCAAAGUGCAUAGAAAAGCAGAGAUGAGAGGUGUACAGAGAGUGCUGCAAGAUCUGGGUUCCUGACAUCUCCUGAGUUCCUGGUUCUUUGAGCCACCUGAACUCCUGCCACCGGGGCCUCUCCACUUAGCUCAGGUUGGGUCAAGUUGCAACAACCAGGAGACCUAAUAAAGACACUCCAAAUAUAAUCACAGAUAGGGCUUAUAGUAAUAGCACCAUGUACUUCUAUGUUCCCUUUCUCCUUCAAAUAAUUUCAGUUCCACCCAUUUGCUUGAUUUUCACAUCAGCUCUAAGAGGCAGGGAAGGAAUCAACCUAAGCAAAGAGAGUCGAUUCUCUAAUUUUUCUUCAAACCUCUUGUGAAUGCUCUUUGGGGUGUAAAUUUAUUGGGUUUAUAUACAGUUGAUCCUAUCAUUGAAUGUUUCCUGCAAAUGUAUUUGCAUAGUUGAAACAUGUCCUUUACUUUCAAGUAAAACAUAUUCCUCAAAAACAAAUAUAACCAUUCUUUAGUAAGGCUGCAGGAAGAGUUCAUUCACAGAGAGCUAAGUUAUUGUUAAAAAUCUCUAAUUUUAUCUAGUCUUUAGACGGUCUUCAACAAUGUUUCCUCAAUUUUGUCCGUGUUCUUUAAUUUUGUUCCAUUCCCUCACAACUGUUCACAGUUUACUGGCUUGGGUCUAAUAAGACAUUCAUUCAAUUCUAAAAAUUGGCUAGUUUAAUGAA